CUGGGGGAGUCGGGGAGCCGCGCGGCCAGCCCUUCCCCCCCCUCCCCUCCGGCUCCCGCACCGCCGGCCUCCCUCCCCCUCCUCCCCCUCCUCCUCCUCCUCCUCCUCCUCCUCCUCCUCCUCCUCCUCUCCCGGUCGCAGCUGCCGGCACCAUGUCCGCCGGGGGAGAUUUUGGGAACCCGCUGAGGAAAUUCAAGUUGGUGUUCCUGGGGGAACAGAGCGUCGGAAAGACAUCUCUGAUCACGCGGUUCAUGUAUGACAGCUUUGACAACACAUACCAGGCCACCAUUGGGAUUGACUUCUUGUCAAAAACCAUGUACUUGGAGGAUCGUACGGUCCGUCUACAGCUCUGGGACACGGCCGGCCAGGAGAGGUUCCGCAGCCUGAUCCCCAGCUACAUCCGGGACUCCACGGUGGCCGUGGUGGUGUACGACAUCACGAAUCUCAAUUCCUUCCAGCAAACCUCCAAGUGGAUCGAUGACGUGAGGACGGAGAGGGGCAGCGACGUCAUCAUCAUGCUGGUGGGCAACAAGACCGACCUGGCUGACAAGAGGCAGAUUACCAUCGAGGAAGGGGAACAACGCGCCAAAGAACUCAGUGUCAUGUUCAUCGAGACCAGCGCCAAGACCGGCUACAACGUGAAGCAGCUCUUCCGACGCGUGGCGUCCGCUCUGCCCGGCAUGGAGAACGUCCAGGAGAAAAGCAAAGAAGGAAUGAUUGACAUCAAGCUGGACAAACCCCAGGAGCCCCCGGCCAGCGAGGGCGGCUGCUCCUGUUAAUGCAGAGCUGGACCCCCUCAGCUUCCUCCAACACCACUUGCUUGUUGUGUGGCUUCCUAUUGGUUAGCUUCCUAAUGGGGUGGGACAUGAGUUGGUCAAGAUGGGAGGAUUCUUUUCUUUUCUCUCUCUUCUAGGAGUGGGGUGGGAUGGGGGGGAGGGAGGCCGGGUAUCAGGGAAUGACAUCACUUUAACAAGCUCUUACUUAUACAACUAUUUUUUUGGUUUGGUUGUAAUAUAUUGUACUUUAUUAAGAUUGCCAAAAACUGUUAAAAAUUUUAAAAAAAAGUUUAAAUCAUGUGUAUACAACUUUUUGCCAGAUAAAAAAAAAACAACGUAGUUGUUUUUAUUUGAAAAGGUGUGUUUUCCUUUUCGUUUUUUUUUUUUCUUUCUUUUGUAUAUUUGUAAACUUCUAACCUUUCCCACACACCUCCUCCUUCCUGUUCUCUUUCCUGUUGAUCACCUUGGCCUUCCUCCCAUCAUCUCCAGCCCGGGGAAAUUAAAACAAUUCACUGAACAAAUGUAAUUAGGUUCUAGCCCCAGGCCAUCUGGCCCAGGCCAACCAGGCCCUUCCAUCCCUCCACAUGGUCCAAUGAAACAUCGGGUACGCGCUGCCAGCCUCUGAAGACACAGCUACGGAGCCCUGAGCUGAAAGGAAGAAGUUGGGGUGGGGGGGGGACGUCUGUCUCUCCUCUCCUCCGCCUUUGCUACCCUCCUUUCCUGUCCAGUGACCAGCAGGACAAGAGGCCAUCGGAAGGAAGGACGAGGUACUGUUGGCCACCGUUAUAGACUCUUGAUUCUCCGUUGCAGCUCUGAACUAUCGUG
Messenger RNA from Perognathus longimembris pacificus (Pacific pocket mouse), 1601 nucleotides. RefSeq names its product RAB6B, member RAS oncogene family (gene Rab6b). NCBI's taxonomy places the organism in Eukaryota, Metazoa, Chordata, Mammalia, Rodentia, Heteromyidae. Bases 153 to 779 code for a protein of 208 amino acids. Gene Ontology annotation, molecular function: GTPase activity; GTP binding. The transcript is spliced from 8 exons. The record is from RefSeq and is a predicted model, not a curated record.